This is a messenger RNA of Chanos chanos (milkfish), 741 nucleotides long. RefSeq names its product snail family zinc finger 1b (gene snai1b). Gene Ontology annotation, molecular function: RNA polymerase II cis-regulatory region sequence-specific DNA binding; DNA-binding transcription factor activity, RNA polymerase II-specific. Gene Ontology annotation, biological process: regulation of DNA-templated transcription. The coding region runs from base 1 to 741 and encodes 246 amino acids. The record is from RefSeq and is a predicted model, not a curated record. NCBI's taxonomy places the organism in Eukaryota, Metazoa, Chordata, Actinopteri, Gonorynchiformes, Chanidae. The transcript is spliced from 4 exons.
AUGCCGCGGUCAUUCCUGGUCAAGAAAUAUUUCAGCAACAAGAAACCAAACUAUAGUGAACUGGAGAGCCAUACUGCUGUUGUUCCAGAUGGAUUCCCAUUGGCUGAACUACCCACCAAAGAAGAUGGCUCUAUUAACAGCUACCCAACUGGACUUGUGUGGAACACGGGAGCCUUGCCUAUCUCCUACACCCCUGUGUCUCCCACUCUACCUAUUCCCUCUGGGCCCCUUGACCUCAGCUCCCAGUCCAGCAGCAGCGGAGAGGAAGAUGAAGGACGCACGUCUGACCCCCCCAGCCCAGAGCCAGCAGAUCGAUUCCACCCGGCUGCCCUCUCCCGUCACCAGCUCACCCACUGCGGAGGCUCUGAGACAGUCGUUGCCCCUGUCAACCCUUCCACUCGAGCUGCUUUCCACUGUAAGCACUGUCCCAAAGAGUACAACAGCCUGGGGGCUUUGAAGAUGCACAUUCGUUCGCACACACUCCCCUGUGUCUGCACCACCUGCGGCAAGGCCUUCUCCAGACCCUGGUUGCUGCGUGGCCAUAUCCGCACACACACUGGUGAACGUCCCUUCUCAUGUCCUCACUGCAAUCGAGCAUUUGCAGACCGCUCAAACCUUCGUGCCCACCUGCAGACCCAUUCAGAAGUGAAGAAGUAUCAGUGUGGUACCUGCUCUCGCACCUUCAGCCGCAUGUCCCUGUUACACAAACACAGCGUCUCUGGCUGCUGCCCCUCUACCUAG